UAAAAAAAAAGGAAAAAUCUCCCAAAUAUCUCCUCUCUCAGGAUGGAACCCAACGAAACACAACAACAGCUAAGCUCCUCCUACUUCCAUCAACCUCCCACCUCCACUAACAUCACCCUCAACGUCGCCGCCCCUUCACCGACCAAUGGCUUGCUUCCAUCUAACGAUGGGGCCCACAUGGUCUCCCCCCACUCCGUUCCCUCCGCGGUGAUGUCGCCUCUGGAGCCCGCCAGGAGGAAGAGAGGGAGGCCUAGGAAGUAUGGCACGCCGGAGCAAGCUCUGGCCGCCAAGAAGACGGCGUCGUCUUCGAACAAUUCUUCUUCGGCACGAAUGAGGAGGGAACAAGCAGGCUCUGCCGCUUCGUCGUCCUAUUCUGGGUCUUCUAGGAAGUCUCAGUUGGUUGCUCUUGGAAAUGCUGGGCAAGGUUUUACUCCACAUGUUAUCAAUGUAGCUGCUGGUGAGGUAUGCACCCUUUUUUUUCCCUAAAGGUGGAAUUUUGUCAGUUGUGCAAUGUAAACUAAAAUAUAAACUAAUAAACUUUACAUGCGUACUAGAUAUGCAUGCAUGGUUUCUCAACUUUAGGUUUGAUAUAAUCUUUUGAGCAUGUGGUUUGUGAAAGGUCUAGUGCAUGCUUUAUUUGAAAGAUUUUCAGGAUUUCCUUGGCAAGGAAAUUGUCGGGUAUUUCCUUGGCAAGGAAAUCGUGGGGUCUGAUAAAGAGAGGGAGAGAGAAAGAGAGAGAAUGGGGUUUAACUAACUCGAUAUGCUUAUAGCACAGCACUGGAUCAAAUCAGUAAAUCUCCAAAUUAAAUUGAAGAACAAAGGAAGUGCAUCAUUGCUUGGU
Messenger RNA from Carica papaya (papaya), 841 nucleotides. Lineage: Eukaryota; Viridiplantae; Streptophyta; Magnoliopsida; Brassicales; Caricaceae. The record is from RefSeq and is a predicted model, not a curated record.